Carassius auratus (goldfish) is the source of this 827-nucleotide messenger RNA. RefSeq lists its product as uncharacterized. NCBI's taxonomy places the organism in Eukaryota, Metazoa, Chordata, Actinopteri, Cypriniformes, Cyprinidae. The transcript is spliced from 4 exons. The annotation marks the transcript as partial. The record is from RefSeq and is a predicted model, not a curated record.
AUGAAUCUGAGUCCGUGAUGGAGGGAGAUUCCGUCACUCUACACACUAAUCUUACUGAAAUACAGAACGAUGAUACCAUACUGUGGAUGUUUGGACCUAAAGACUCUGUCGUAUCUCAAAUAACGAGAAAGGCAGGAUUGACUUCAUUUUUUGUGACCGAUGAUGAGAGAUUCAGAGGCAGAUUGAGGGUGGACCAAAAGACUGGCUCUCUCACCAUCAGAAACACCAGAAUCAGACACUCAGGAAAAUAUAAACUAUCCGUCUCAAGAGAACAGACUACAAUAAAGAUAUUCAAUGUUACUGUCUUUGGUGAUGUUGGCAAGAUGGAUGAAGUGAAGUCAGUGUCAGUGAUGGAGGGAGAGUCUGUCACCCUACAAACUGAUGCUGAAAUACACUCAGAUGAUCUGAUUGUGUGGAGGUUUGGAGAUAAAGGCAUCCUUCUCGCUAAAAUUGAUGUGGAAACUAAAGAGAUCUCAUUAAAUGAUGAUGAUGAGAGAUUCAGAGGCAGACUGCAGCUGAAUCAGACUGGAUCUCUUACCAUCAAGAAGACCAAAACUGAAAAUACUGGCUUUUAUGAGCUACAGAUCAGAGGCCGCGAGAGCUCCCAGCGAUUCCUUCUUUCUGUCACUGGUCCAUGGCUGUCUCCAGGUCUUAUAGCAGGAAUUGUUGUUGCUAUUUUGCUGGUGGCUGCUGUUCUGGCUGCUGUUGUGAUUUACUAUCGCCGCAAGAUCUCUAUACUAGAAAAAAAACGGUUAAAGAGAAAUCCGGUGAAAGAGGGAGGUUCUGUGCGUCUACAUACUGCUGCUAAAAUACAGGAAGGUGAUCUG